This is a messenger RNA of Besnoitia besnoiti, 3384 nucleotides long. RefSeq lists its product as uncharacterized. The transcript is spliced from 7 exons. Gene Ontology annotation, molecular function: RNA binding; pseudouridine synthase activity. Lineage: Eukaryota; Apicomplexa; Conoidasida; Eucoccidiorida; Sarcocystidae. The record is from RefSeq and is a predicted model, not a curated record. The coding region runs from base 1 to 3384 and encodes 1127 amino acids. Gene Ontology annotation, biological process: pseudouridine synthesis.
AUGCUCGUGGGCGCAUUUCUGUGUCCAGACUUUCCCCGCAGCCGCCGGUCUUUGCUGAAUCGCUACGAGGCCUUCGGCAUCGCACUCCUUCGCAAUGAAGAGCGCCGUUGCCAGACGAAGCGUCAUCUCCCGCCCUAUUCGUCUGCGCACGGAGACAGCGGGCACGGACAGCGGCUGCUUGGGGGAGGUCUGAAGAGACACAGCCGUCGCAGUGGGCUUCGCCCUCUCGCGACGCAUUCUCGCGCUGAAACUUCAUCGUCCUCUUCUCUGCGCGCCUCCUCGUCCUCCCCAGAUCUCUCGUCGUCUGCUUCAGGCACCUCUUUUCAACCUCGCGCAGUGUCCUCUCUGGGGUUUCUGGAGGCUCCCCGCUUCGGCUCUCGCACGGGCGCCGCGGGCGGCACGCUUCGCUUCGUUCACAAUUCGCUCGCUGAGCGCUGGUGCGUCGUCGCCAAGCCGGCUGGUUGGUCUCUGGAGCCUCAGAGUGUGCGGCCGUCGGUUCGGACGGUUCUACAGCCUCUGCUCGACGCCGCCAUCGUCUCGCGGGCCUGCGGGCUCCAGACGGGCCUCUGCAGCUCCGAGGCGGAGGCAGGCCACGGCGCUGGCGCCGGCGCUGCCGAGCUCCUCAUGAGCAAGGAGAUGCGAGGAGCUGUGGAAGGCGAGGUCGAGGAGCAAGAAGAGAGCAAGGCCAUCUUCUUUCCCUUGCAGCUGGAUGCGGACGCCCAGGGGCUGGUCUUUGUCGCCACAGACGAAGCCAUGAACCGGCAGCUAAAAAGCAUGCUGCAAGACGGCAGCAUUCGUCGCGAGUUUCGAGUUCUAGCUGACCUCUCCAGUGUCGCUCCGCCGUCUUCUCCGCAGUCUUCUCCACUGUCUUCUCGCGCCACACUCUCUUUGUCUUCCGUGGGUCUGCCUUCGCCUCGCUUAGCGGCUCCUGCGUCCUCCGCGCUCUCUCUGGACAGCCUGCCGGAUUUCGCAGAUCCCUCUUCCUCGUGGAGCGCUGCCGUGUCGGCGCCGCAGUCCUCGCGCGCCUCGGCUUGCGCAGCGGCGGUCGGGGAUCUUCCCUCAUCUUGGUCUUCGCCUUACGCCGAGGCAUGUGGCGGAGGCCGGAAGCUGCGCGGCACCCGACGAGGCCGUGCGCCGAGCGGCGACCUCUCGCCAAUCAGACCCACCAGCUGGACGGCUGCCUUGCCGCUGUUCGCCGUCCCCCUGCGCUGGCGCGCAUCGCCUGUGGAGCGGCUGUUGGCGGCACGGGCGGUGCGCGAGGGAGCUGAGCGCGUGCAGAGAGAAGACGCAGGCGCGGACGUCGCAGCGGAGGGGAGGCGGAGGGCCUCUACCCCGCUGAGGACACCGCUGUUUCCUGCCUCGACGGAAGUCCGAGGCUGUCUGCGGCUGUGGGAUCCUCGCACCGGCGAGUUGUUUACACAGGGGAGCUUGAAGUCGCACAUCUCCGCCCGCCACGCCAAGCUGCGGCUGCGGCCGGUCCCUGAGAAAAUCCGCCUUGAAACGUCGCAAGAGCGCCUUCUUCACGCGGUUCAGAAGGCCGGCAGCAGGCGCCGAGACGAGAAGCUUCUGCAGCGAGGCGAGGCCAGUGCCCCGUUUUCUCUCGUCGCGUCUCCCGCUCUCGCGGGCAAGGACUCACGCUUCGUCUCCCUGAAGCGACGCGAGCUCCUGCAGCUGCUGGACGGCUCCUUCGUCCUCCACAGUCUCUCCUCGGUCAUUUCGCAGAACGCUUUAUCUCACUCGUCGGGUCUUUCCGCUUCUGCCUCCUCCCUCCUCUCGGAGCACGGCAAGCAGCUAUUCCCUGGGGACGCGGCGGGCGCCGCCUCGCGGGUGUCGCGCAGUCCCGAACUCCUUCUUCUGCCGUCGCUUCGCCCCUCGUAUCUCGCGCCUGGUGCGCCCGCGUCGUUCCUCGCGUUGCCGCGCCUCUCUAGCAGCUGGGCGGCUCGCACAACCUUCACCCUUCUCUCUCUCCAUCGUGCGCGGCUGCUUGACGGCUCAGUGCGGCUUGUCGGGCUCUACCGCGUGUCCACGCAGGAGCCUCCGCGGUCGCACCAAAUCCGAGUCCACUUCAGCGAAGCGGGGUGCCCCCUCGCCAACGACACGCUGUACCAUCCUUCGUUCUCGGGCGAUUUUAAGCGGAAAGUGCUCAUCUCCUCUUGUUUAACGAAGCCCGACGAGGAAUCUGCGAAGCCACAAAGCGGCUCUGAGACUGAGCGAAGCCUGUGUUUCCCAGAAGAUCCCUUCGGCCUGGAUCACUGCGACGAAGUUGACUCCCGCGAGGCCUUCGGUGCCUCUCCUGCGUCGCCCGCAUCGCCUUACAGUCCGGAGGCGGCCUCUGCUUCAGGCGUUGCGUGCGGAGAGCACACCAGAUUGGGGCGAGAGGGAGAGGCGAAAGCGCCCGGCACCUAUCGAGCGGUCGAUGGAGCCACUUCGCCCUCGGUCGCGGGGACGCCCUCCGGCGACGGCUCGGAGGCUCCUCCAGCCUCUGCGGCUCGAGACGCCGGGUCGGGAGGCUUUUCCGUGAGGACGAACCUACCAGGCGAAGACGGGCCUGAAGGAGACGCUGGGCGGGAGACGGCGGGGCGCGGAAGAAAGAAAGCUCGUCUGCAGGAAAAGACGCCUCCCUCGGACUCGCUGCCUCCCCUGCAGAGCGCAGACGGCCUUCUCGCCUUCGAUCCUCAGGAGCCCGCCGUGCCCUGCUUCUCGCUCUCGUUCGCGGCGUCGCAGACGCUCCUCAAGGCCCCCAGCCACACCGCAGGCCCCGCAGACAGAGACGGCGUUGAGCCACCCCUGGGCGACGGCGCCCCUUCGUCAGCGAAUCCGAGACAAGGUGCCGCAGCCGCGAGCAGCCCCUUUUUCGCCCAUUCGGAGGUUCUCCCUAACCACGGGGAGAGAGGAGGGCGGGCGUGUGCUCAAGUCUCCUCUCCGCAUACAGCGUCGUCGGUCGGAGUCGCGGCGCCUCACGAGACGCGGUGCCACGCUGCCCUGCCUCGCAGCUCGUCGGGCGGCGCUCCAGCGCCAGUGAUUUCGUCGCGGGCGCUUGCAGGGGACGAGGCUGGGCGCAGCUGCUUCGCGGCCGCAGAGACACGCCCCCCCCCGCAGCUCUGCCGCCUCGCGGAGCCCGGGCUCUGUGCGUCGUUGGGCCUGCAGCUGUUUAGACUCACGAUGCGAGAUCCGCUGAAGCCGCGCGAGAAGGCAACGGAGGAACUUGUUUUCGAGCUCGACGUGCCGCCGGAGUGGGGCGGCAUCCGCGACAGCUCGCAGAAAGAAGACCUGGAGCUGUGGGAGAAAGAGGGACAAGCGUUCACUGCGCAGGCUGCAGACGCGCGCAGCGAAUCCGGAGUCUCGGCAUUCCCAACGCACACGGCGAAAGCAAGGCAUGCGUAA